UAAAUAAUAAACAUUGCAUCGCCUAAAAAAACAGCAGCAAUCUCUCGAACUCUGCAAACAUUGAUCUCGUGUUUAUCGUGUUUUUUUUUGUAGAUAAAACCUAAUCUAUUAUAUUCUAUCAAACCGGUAAGUGUAUGUGCUCCACCGUGUAGAUCUGCUUCGUCACCGCAUGAUAUAGAUAUUAUAAGCACUUACCAUGCUAGUGAUAACCAACGAUGAUAAGGCCGCACGGGACGUCGUUAUAAUCAUCCUAUCCAUUUGAAGAAGCAGAUCUCAAGUACCACUCAAUAUAGGGAUGUGAAAAAUUUAUCACUAUAUUCGAUAAAUCAACCGCCUCAAUUGUGGUCGUAAUUCGUCAGUAACUGUUCCGGGACUCCGGCUGUCGCCCCAAAAGCAGUGGAACCACACCACGCAUCGAUUAUCUUAUCAUUACCACAAUCUCUGCUUCGAAUCUCAAAACGUUACAAUUCGGUGCUUAUCCGUUUGAAAUUAAAGCUCUCAGUUCGUUAGUGAAGCUCAAAGGUGCUCCGCGCGGAAGAAAAUGGUGUCCAUCAAUCCGUUCCACGCCAGUGGCAUAAUCCGACGGAGAGUGUACAUUGCGAUGGGUCUGCUGUUGGUUAUGCUGUACAUAAUGUAUUCGAUCGAUUACCAGCAUCUACACGAGAACUGCUUCGUCCGGGAGUUUCCGGAUCCGUUCCGGGUGCUGGAAGAUGUCCAAAAGUCGCACAAACAGCCCAAACACGGGAGGAACAUCUUCUUCCACGAGACUUCCUGCUCGGAAGACGGGGUGAUCAAGCUGAACGCCCGCCAGGCAUGUGCCAUUGAAUCGGCCGCCCGGAUGAACCCGGACUGGAAUGCGUUCGUUCUGUUCGCUGCCCCGGUUGGAUUCCGGAACCGAAGUGCUCUUCCCCUGCUAGAUGCCCUGCACUCGUACCCGAACGUCAACCUGCGGUACGUGAAUCUGUCGACCUACGCUCAGGACACUCCGCUGGAGGAAUGGAUGCAGAGCGGGGAGAUAUUUCGUUCCAAGUACAUGAACUCGCACCUGUCCGACAUUAUGCGCUAUUUGACGCUGUUCAAGUACGGGGGCACCUAUCUGGAUCUGGACGUGGUUGUGCUGAAAUCGUUCAAUGCCAUGGAACCGAACUAUGCCGGGGCGGAAUCGGCACGCUGGGUGGCAGCCGGAGUCAUGAACUUCGAACCCGAUGGGCACGGACACGAGCUGGCGGCGAUGUGCGUCAGGGACCUGCUACUGAACUUCAACGGCCAGGACUGGGGCAACAACGGACCGGGCGUCAUCACCCGGGUGCUCAAACGCAUCUGCAGCACCCAGGCGCCGCUCAUGAUGACCCGGGAGCGGUGCCGUCACUUCACCGUGUACCCACCGGAGGCCUUCUACGCCAUCAACUUCGACGACUACCUGCAGUUCUUCGAGGAGCGCUGGCUGGAGCAGGCCAUGGCCACCGUGAACCGCUCGAUCGUGGUUCACGUGUGGAACAAGUUCAGCAAGGACCACAAGGUGCGGGUGGGGUCCCGAGUGGCGUACGGAGUGCUUGCGGAACAGUUCUGCCCCCGGGUCUACAAAGCUAGCGGUGAGUUCUUUUAGUUUUAAAGUGUUUUUUUUUUGGGAGACUUAAAGUUGAAACUGUGGCAGCUUUAAGUAGAAUGUGUGUGUGCGAUCUCGAUUUUGUUAAGUUGAAAGAUAUUUAAAUCGCAAGAUAGUUGGGUGUGCUUGAAAAAAUCUAGAUUCCUAAGAAGCGUAAAAAAGUUGCAUUUAUUUUAAGAAACACUUGGUGUAAUCUUUCGGAUGAUGCUGGUAUUUGUAGGCAUCACAUGGAGUGCAAUAAUUAAGAAUCGUAAGCAGCAAUCGAUAAGCAGAAAGAUUUGCGCUACAUUUAAGUAUUAAUGUUUAAAAAAAAAACAAGUUUUUAAGACAUCCUUUCCUCUGCGCACAAUCAAAUUUAACUCAUCACACUUCACGGAGGAAACAAAUGUCCUACUUAUAAGAAUUGUAAAAAAAUGUUACACAAAUGAUGAAAGUCGGAAAAUUAUAUUUUAAAUUAAUUUAAGUUUCACCAGAACAAGAAUCUUAUGGGAAGCCUUUAAUGAAUUUAAGAUAGAAUGUAGUAAGUGACGGAAUCAAGA
Aedes aegypti (yellow fever mosquito) is the source of this 2145-nucleotide messenger RNA. Its product is annotated as lactosylceramide 4-alpha-galactosyltransferase. The transcript is spliced from 2 exons. The record is from RefSeq and is a predicted model, not a curated record. The coding region runs from base 542 to 1606 and encodes 354 amino acids. Gene Ontology annotation, molecular function: alpha-1,4-N-acetylgalactosaminyltransferase activity. Gene Ontology annotation, biological process: glycosphingolipid biosynthetic process. NCBI's taxonomy places the organism in Eukaryota, Metazoa, Arthropoda, Insecta, Diptera, Culicidae.